This is a messenger RNA of Durio zibethinus, 2259 nucleotides long. RefSeq lists its product as uncharacterized. Lineage: Eukaryota; Viridiplantae; Streptophyta; Magnoliopsida; Malvales; Malvaceae. Gene Ontology annotation, molecular function: protein serine/threonine kinase activity; ATP binding. Gene Ontology annotation, biological process: peptidyl-serine phosphorylation; spliceosomal complex assembly; regulation of mRNA processing. The record is from RefSeq and is a predicted model, not a curated record.
AUGGGUGAUGAUAAAAAUGGAGAUCUAAGUGAAGUGAGUGAUUACUCAUCGGAAGAUGAAGGGACUGAGGAUUACAGAAGAGGAGGGUACCAUGCGGUGCGUAUCGGUGACACUUUUAGGAAUGGUUGCUAUGUGGUUCAAAGCAAGCUUGGCUGGGGUCAUUUCUCCACCGUUUGGCUCGCUUGGGAUACUCAAAGAUCGCGUUAUGUAGCUUUGAAGAUUCAAAAGAGUGCUCAGCACUACACUGAGGCAGCAAUGGAUGAGAUAAAGAUCCUCAAACAGAUAGCUGAGGGAGAUCCAGAUGAUAAAAAGUGUGUUGUUAAGCUCUUGGAUCAUUUUAAGCAUUCAGGGCCUAACGGGCAGCAUAUGUGUAUGGUUUUUGAGUACUUGGGGGAUAACCUUUUGACCCUUAUCAAGUAUAGUGAUUAUCGAGGAGUUCCUCUUCACAUGGUUAAAGAGAUUUCUUGUCAAAUCCUAGUGGGUCUCGAUUAUUUGCACCGUGAACUUUCAAUCAUUCAUACUGAUUUGAAGCCAGAGAAUGUGUUGCUACUGUCAAUGAUUGAUCCAUCGAGAGAUCCUACCAAAACCGGUGCUUCUCUAGUCCUUCCAACUAGAAAGGAUAAGGUUGUCUCAGAGACUGUUGCUUCAAAAGAAAUUAAGAGUUUAAAUGGAGAUUUGACCAGGAAUCAGAAAAAGAAGAUUCGGAAGAAGGCUAAGAAAGCAGCUCAAGGUUGUGUAGGAAAGGAAGCUUCUGAGGAGAAUAAGACUGAUUCCAAGACUGGUGAUAUAGAAGACACUAAUGCUGAUGCAAAAUCAAAUGAAGUUUCUGGUGAAGAGCAGGCAAAUAGUUCUGUGGUUAAAGAUGAGACAAAAAGUGAUGGAAUUAACAAUGGUAACCAAGGAAAGGAGCGCCAUAGAAGGGGGAGUCGUGCAACAAGGGAAAAACUGUUAGCAGAAGUUGAUCCUAAGUGUAAAUUGGUUGAUUUUGGUAAUGCUUGUUGGACGUAUAAACAAUUUACAAAUGAUAUUCAGACCAGGCAGUAUAGAUGUCCUGAGGUUAUCCUUGGAUCCAAAUACUCAACAUCAGCAGACUUAUGGUCUUUUGCUUGUAUUUGUUUUGAGCUGGCUGCUGGUGAUGUUCUUUUUGAUCCUCACAGUGGUGAAAACUAUAACCGAGAUGAGGAUCACUUGGCAUUGAUGAUGGAGCUUCUUGGAAUGAUGCCACGCAAGAUUGCAUUAGGUGGGCGCUAUUCCCGGGAUUUCUUCAACAGAUAUGGAGACUUGAGGCAUAUCCGUCGGUUACGUUUUUGGCCUCUUAAUAAGGUGCUUAUGGAGAAGUAUGAUUUCAGUGAGCAAGAUGCUAAAGACAUGGCCGACUUCCUCAUUCCAAUACUUGAUUUUGUCCCUGAAAAGAGACCCACGGCAGCUCAAUGCCUCAGCCAUCCAUGGAUCAGUGCGGGUCCUCGGCUGCUUGAACCUUCCAUAACUGCUCCUGAGCAGCACACAGAUAAUAAUACAUCUGAAAAGGAAAGGAAAGAGAAGGAUGACAGGGAAGCCAUGGAGGCUGGAGUAGGUAACAUAGCAAUUGAUGGAGGAGCUUGAAAACCAUUGAAAGAAACACUGCCAAAGAUGAUUUCUUCUUGUCAAAUUCUUUCUUCCUCACUUGCAUUACCUUGCCAAAUGGUUGCUUCCAUUGUUCACGGCGAUUCUUUGCGAGUAACAUUGCUUUUCCUCGUUUGUAUGACAUCUAAUACUAUACCAUUUCAAGGGGAUCCUGCCUUUUACGUGUUAGGUCUGGUUUUGAAAGAACCUUCUCGAGUAUGUGCUCAAAUAUCAGGGUGCAUGUCGCAAGCAAAAGGCUCUCUAUGGCGGAUGGAUCUAAUGUUUUUCCCCUUCCAUGUACAAUCCACAUUGUUUCACUAAAGGAUUAGUGCAUCGACCUUCUAGAUCCAGUUGUCUUUAUGAGAUGCAAUCUGUUUGUAUACAUUUGGAUGGAAAUGUUUCUUGCUAUUUUAUUUCUCUAACAUUCAAAAAGGAGCUUAUGGUUGUAGGACAAAGUUCUUUGGUUCAUGGUAGGUUAGCUUGAUAUGUUAUAGCUGGAAAACAGGGUUAAAUCACAAAGCUAGUGCUAAAUAUGCUACUUCCAAUUGCAUACAGGCUGGGGGAAAAACUAGUCAAAUUUUACACUUUGGUAAAAAAUAAAAAACAAAAGACAAAAAAAUCUAAUUUGAUGAUUUAAUAUAAAAAUGAAAUGUUAUA